UUCUCGGCUACCUUCGUCACUCACGUGAUUCAACGUCACAUUAGUCCCUAGUGGUAGCUAGCGGUGGAGCUGGAAAAAUCUGCUGCCAGAACUUAUUUUUUUUUUCUUGACUGAAAACGAUAAACAUGGAGAUUGGGACAGAGAUUAGCAAGAAAAUAAGAGCUGCUAUCAAGAGCAAGCUUCAAGAGCUUGGAGCGUAUAUUGAUGAAGAGCUUCCCGACUAUAUUAUGGUGAUGGUGGCGAACAAGAAGACCUCCCAACAGAUGGCUGACGAUCUUUCUCUUUUCCUCGGAAACAACACAAUUAAGUUCACAGCCUGGUUACAUGGUGUCCUGGAGAAAUUAAGAUCUGUUGCAGUUGAGCCUGCAUCCCUCAGACAUCAGCUCCAUUCUGACAGCAGUAAUGUGGCUGGGAAGAGUCGACUGUCUGUAAGUGAAGAUGGCAGAACAGAGGAGGCGAAGGUGUUGACAGUGUCCAGCUCUGGUGCUGAUAGGACUGAAGCGCGUGUGUCUAGUUCUGCACAUGACAGCAGGAGGGGGACCUCAGAGAUGAGUUCUUCUCGACUUACCUCCACUGUAAAACCCCUCAUGGAGCUGCUCCCCUCAGAGGCUGUUAUUGAUAUCAAACCGGAGAUGGAUGAUGACCUUAUUGCUGAGGAACCUGUAGAAAUGGGCACCAACCACAGACGAACACGUGGUACAGCUAGUAGACCCACAACGGAAAUCUACAGAAUGAGUCAGAGCAAAUUUACAUCAGUUGGCUCUGUGGACACGGUCCGGGCCAUAGAAGGGUCCUCUCACACCAGGCAGCAGGACAGCAGAAGCAGCAGAGCCUCCAGAACCAGCUCCAGUAAGGUACAUAAAAUCCAUAAUAAUAAGGUUGUGGUGCGAGUGAACCGAGCUGCAGACGAGGACAGUGACGAUGUGGAAGAGGAGGAUUCAAACUAUGGAGGAAGAGGCUUGUCCAGUAGAGUGUCCCUGCCAUCCAAACCAGAGCGCAAACCCACUCUCCCUCCAGCCAAGCAAGCCAACAGGAAUCUGAUACUCAAGGCCAUCUCUGAGGCACAGGACUCAAUCACCAAAACUACAGCCUACACUGCAAUGCCACAGAGGCAGACUGUUCCUGUGGCGCCUCGUACUCGCUUAGCCAGCAGCGAGGAGAUGACAGCAGCAAUCCAGUUGGUUCAGGAGCAUCUCCACAGCCUGGCCCCCCGAGCACAAGCCUACACCUCUGCAGUGCUACCUCCAUCAAGAACACCUGCUCCAGCCAGAUCCUUGGCUUCACGCCUCCAGCUGGACUUAGCAGAGAGCAAUGACGGAAGAGAGCAGCGUGACUAUGGCACUGAGGUUCCUGCAGGCAGUGAAGCAAAGACAUUUGACACCCGCUCUUUCAUAAUGAGCCGAGCUCAGCUGGAGGUAUCUCAACCCAGACCUCAGCAGCGUCUUCAGCUCAAAGAGGAAGUCCCGCAUGCUUUACCACGCACUGUCCAGGCUAGUAAGGAGAGGGGUGACUAUAUUAGCCCCAAGUUCAUAGUGACAUUGGAUGGGGUACCAAGCCUGCUGGGGAAUCUUGCUGACUGUGACAUGGAGCUGGAAGACGUGAGACCACCCACAAAGGUCACUGAGGCGACUGUCAGCCUCAACAGGGAGCCCAAAACCAGCGUCCUUAACAGGCUUCAGGGAGGGGUUACAUCAUCAGGAGAUGAUGUGAUGGAAGUUGAUAUGGCAGAUGAGGACAUCGUCCCUUUAAAGAAGCAGAAAGUUAUGGAGCGUUGCAAGUUCUGGCCUGUCUGUAAAAGUGGAGAUGAGUGUAUGUACCACCACCCUACAACACAGUGCAAGACUUUUCCUAACUGCAAGUUUGGGGAUAAAUGCCUCUUUGUCCAUCCUAACUGCAAAUAUGACGCCAGGUGUACCAAGCCAGACUGUCCCUUCACUCAUGUCAGCCGCAGAGGCACAGCUGCUCCUCCACCUAAGCCAGCAAUGCAGCCAGUGCAGACUGUGAGUGUGUGUCGUUUUUUCCCUGAGUGCAAGAAAGUGGACUGUCUGUUUUAUCAUCCCAAGCCUUGUCGCUUCGCGGCGCAGUGUAAACGCGCCGGAUGUACCUUCUACCACCCAACCACAUCGGUGCCUCCGAGACACGCCCUGAAGUGGACGAAAGCACAGAGCAGUUAAUGAAGUCUACCAAGUCUGAUUAUGUGAAGCUCUGGAAGAUGCUUUGUCUUAAGAAUUUUCAUUUUUAGAUUUUAACUGUUUUAUUUUGCUGUAAUUGUUUGGACCUAUUUUUAAGAAAACUGUUUUGUAUGAUGAACAGGUUUUUGUUAAUGCUCCUGAGAAUAUUAAAGUUCUCCACAGUGAA
Molecule: messenger RNA, 2358 nt
Organism: Monopterus albus (swamp eel)
Lineage: Eukaryota; Metazoa; Chordata; Actinopteri; Synbranchiformes; Synbranchidae
Gene: zc3h14
Product: zinc finger CCCH-type containing 14
Exons: 17
Coding region: 126-2174 (682 amino acids)
Biological process (GO): regulation of mRNA stability
Cellular component (GO): cytoplasm; nucleus
Molecular function (GO): metal ion binding; poly(A) binding
Source: RefSeq, a predicted model, not a curated record